Messenger RNA from Trichomycterus rosablanca, 1753 nucleotides. RefSeq names its product origin recognition complex, subunit 5 (gene orc5). The transcript has 14 exons. Gene Ontology annotation, molecular function: DNA replication origin binding. Gene Ontology annotation, cellular component: nuclear origin of replication recognition complex; nucleus. The record is from RefSeq and is a predicted model, not a curated record. Bases 168 to 1499 code for a protein of 443 amino acids. Lineage: Eukaryota; Metazoa; Chordata; Actinopteri; Siluriformes; Trichomycteridae. Gene Ontology annotation, biological process: DNA replication initiation; DNA replication.
AAGUUUUAAGUUGUGGAUGAUCUACCCGUCCUGGUUUCUUAUCGUCCAGCUUUCACGUUCCUAAAGAACGACAGAUCUUUCCCGGCGCUGUCACCUCACAGCGAGAAGGUCCUGGGUUCGAUUCCCGGGUGAGACUAAUAAUUGUGGUACUUGUGGUUUGGCCGAAGAUGCCCGGUGCGGUGCUGCGGUGUGGUGGUUAUGAUGAAGGUAAACUCCAGAGCUUAACAGACAGACUGAGCUGUAGAGAGGCACAGACGGCCACGCUGCUCGCUCUGAUGGGAGAGCCGGAUCAGUACAGUUACCCUUCAGUCUUCAUCUACGGCCACCGAGCGACGGGAAAGAGUCACGUUCUCCUCACCACGCUCACACAGCUGGAGCUCCCUCAUGCAGCAGUGAGCUGUGUGGAGUGUGUAUCGGCGGGGUCGCUGUUCGAGCGGGUGCUGUUGGCGCUGUUCGGCGUGGACGCGGCCGCCCUGCUCCCGCGCGCCCCCUCUCUGUCCGACUUCGUCCGGGUCUACGGGCAGGCGCGCGGCCGGGAACCCGCGCGGCAGACCCGCUACGUGGUUCUGGAGAGGGCGGAGCUGCUCAGAGAUAUGGAGGCCAACCUGCUGCCUGGGUUCCUGCGCCUUCAGGAACUGGUGGACGAUAACGUGACGGUUUUCCUCCUCAGCGAGAUCGUUUGGGAGAAGUUCAGACCCAACACCGGCUGUUUCGAGCCCCUGCUGCUGCAUUUCCCAGAUUACACUAAAGCGGAACUCCUGCAGAUCCUGUCCCGCGACGCUCACCCGUCAUACUCGCCUGACCUGUACUCGUCCUACAUCAACAUCCUGCUCGGGGUUUUCUACUCCGUCUGCAGGGACCUGAGAGAGCUCCGACACUUGGCUGCGCUUAAUUUUCCAAAGUUCACCGAGCCGUUGGAGAAAGGAGAAGCCAAAGAGAGCGACACCCACAAGCUGUGGAGGAACAUCGAGCCCCACCUGAAGAAAGCCAUGCAGAGCGUGUACCUGAGAGAAGUCUCCAGUGUUCAGUGGGAGCAGCAGCAGAUGGAAGAAAAGGAACCUCUGAGAGGUUUAUCAGCUCACGCUCACGUGGAGUUGCCAUAUUACUCCAAAUUCCUCCUGAUCGCGGCGUAUCUGGCGUCCUACAAUCCAGCCAGGACGGACCGCCGCUUCUUCCUCAAGCAUCAUGGGAAAAUAAAGAAGACCAACUUCUUAAAGAAGCACGAGAAAACCAGUAAUCAUCUGCUGGGACCGAAGCCGUUUCCUCUGGACAGACUGUUGGCCAUCUUCUACAGCGUGGUCGACAGCCGGGUGGCGCCCACGGCCAGCGUCUUCUCGCAGAUUUCGUCUCUGGUCACUCUGCAGCUCCUGACGCAGGUCGGACAUGACGACCAGCUGGACUCCCCCAAGUACAAGUGUGCCGUGUCCCUGGACUUCAUCCUGCCCAUUUCCAGGACCGUCAGCUUCGACAUCGUCAGGUACCUGUACGACUUCCUGUGAAGCGGGAGCAGGAUCACUGGGACCGGAACCUUGACCGGCGGGAUGGGAGGAGCUUGGGCCGGAGACUGUGUUCUUAUUGGUUGGGAUUUCAGUGUGGUGGUGCACAGGCUUCAGUUUCGAGGUGGGAAGUGGGCAUGUCCCAAAAAACCCUAGGCCACGCUACCGUGUAGUGUCCUUAAUGAACGUUCUGCAGUCCGGGGUGCCUCUGUGUUUCUGUAUUAAUAUAUCUGUAUCAAAUAAAUGAAUAAACACUG